CGUUUUCGGCAUAUGCGGUCAACAUGCUGGUCCACGCCACCACGUCCUUGACCGGCAUCCGGUCAAAGAGAUCUCUCGCCUCGCCAAGAUGCCGCUGCUGAGCAUAUGCUGUUAUCAUUGCCGUCCACGUCACCACGUUGGGAUCUGGCAUCUUCUCAAAGAACCUUCUCGCUUCCUGGAGAUUCUCAUGUUUGGCGUAGGCGGUGAUGAUAGAGUUCCAGGCCACGCUGUUGGGUUGUGGAAUCCCCUCGAAGAUCUUCCGCGCUUUCUCCAGAUGCCCGUUCUCGGCAAAUGCCACGAGAGCGAUAUUCCAGGUGUAGCAAUUGGGCUCGUGAAUUUGAUCCAGGACAAUCCGGGCGUCCUCGAUGCUGUGGCACUUGCCGUACAUUUCAAUCAGGAGGUUUUUCAGGAAGCGAUCGUUGCGAUGCGCGCUGUGGAUUACCAGCGAGUGGAUCCGCCGUGCCUCGAGCAGAUCCCUGGAGAUAGCGCACGAUUUGAUAAGCUUGGCAUAGUGUGCCGGGGCAAACUUCUCGUCCGGGCUCUCGAUUCCACCGAGAUUUGGGGCGCGCGCUACGACCAUGGAGAAGAAGAAGACCACGUCAGCAUCCCUGCCGAGUCAUCGCCGCGUCGUGGGCCAGGUCAGGUCCGCGUCAGCAUUCCUGCCGAGUCAUCGCCGCGUCUUGUGCCAGGUCAGAGUCCGCGUGGGAAUCCUUUUUCUUUGACAUUUUUCUCUUUCGCAGAUUUAGGUUUUGGGUGUUUGGGGGAAGUCGCGGAGCCAAUUUGGCAAGAGAAUGACGACAUCCAAGCGACUGGCCGACAAGAAGAUCCAGAAAUUCCAGAAGAACAUCUUCAAGCGGGGCGCGGUGCCCGAAUCGAGCAUCAAAAAGGGCAACGCGUACCCAGUUGGCCCAAUUGUUCUAGGGUUCUUCAUUUUCGUGGUCAUCGGCUCAGCGUUGCUACAGAUCAUUAGGACAGCGUCCGGUGGCGGCCCAUAGAUCCAACGAUGAUCACUAGAGCCCGUUUAGGAAGAAAGUUGAAUAAGAACUAAGGACUACCAGAAUAUGCUGUAGAACCCAUUUAAUGGACGGAAAAUACUUUAGCAUAAACCACGUCUUGUUGGAAUGUGCUCAAUUUA
Molecule: messenger RNA, 1135 nt
Organism: Selaginella moellendorffii
Lineage: Eukaryota; Viridiplantae; Streptophyta; Lycopodiopsida; Selaginellales; Selaginellaceae
Exons: 3
Coding region: 89-970 (293 amino acids)
Source: RefSeq, a predicted model, not a curated record